AUUCUAGCAUAUUUCACUCAACAUAAUAUGGAGUUUGAUCAUUUUCUAUGUAAAGUUAUGCAAGGUGACAUUACAGCUAUUAAACAAUGUAUUGUAAGAAAUCCUGAUAGAAUUAACAAUCCCAACAAUUGUGGCAACACCAUACUUCAUUUUGCAAGUGUUAAAGGCAACACCAACAUUGUCCUAAUGUUACUGAAAGCAGGAGCUAGCGUAACAUCAACAGAUCAAGACGGCAAUACACCUUUACACUGGGCAGCACUAAAUAACCAACAUGAAGUGGUGGCAUUGUUGCUGUGCCAUGGAGCUGAUACCAACAUCCUCAAUAGAAACGGGUGUAGUCCACUCCAUGAAGCCAUCCUUAAAAACAAUAUAAAGGUGGUGGAGAAAGUACUCAAUACAACAGAUGUACAUAACGUUCAGAUCAAUCAACAAGAUUCUAACAGUAGGACACCUCUAUAUAUGGCCUGUGAGGAUGGAUACCAUAACUUAGUUGAAUUGUUACUGAAGUCUAAUGUUGAUGUCAAUAUGGCUGAUAAACAUGGUAGAACACCUCUACAUGUGGCCUGUCGUGGUGGAUACACAGACACAGUACAAAUGUUAUUGCAGUUUAAAGCCAAUGUCAAUAUGGUGGAUGAGUAUGGUAAAACACCUGUACAUAUGGCCUGUAGUGAAGGAUACUCUGCCACAGUUUUAGUCUUAUUGCAAUUUAAACCUGACAUUAAUGUGGUAGAUAACUGUCAUAACACACCUUUACAUAUGGCCUGUCAUAGAGGACAUCACAACAUAGUAGAGGUGUUAUUGCAGUCUAAAGCUGAUGUUAAUGUGGAAGAUAGAUAUGGCAGAAAGCCUCUACAUAUGGCCUGUUUUAGUGGACACUCUGGCACUGUAAAGGUGUUACUGAAGUUUACAGCUGAUGUCAAUAUGACAAAUAAGUAUGGUAACACACCUCUACAUUUGGCCUGUUAUGGAAAACACAUUGGUACAGUAGAGGUGUUAUUGAAGUCUACAGCUGAUGUCAAUGUGGGGAAUAGCAAAGGUAAUACACCUCUACAUGUGGCCUGUGGUAGUGGUGGACAUGCAGACACAGUGAAAAUGUUGUUGCAACAUAAACCUGAUGUUAAUAUGAAGAAUAGAUUUAAUGACACGCCUCUACAUCUGGCAGUUCUACAGUAAGUUCAAGAGCAGAUCAGGAAUCUUGACAUCUGUCUUUUCUUGAAAUUUGGUUUUUCUGUUUCAAAUAAUGUUUGUUUUCAUUGAGUCAUUAAUGUUGUCUCUCCACAGGUUAUCAAUGACUCAUAACUCUACUUCAUUAAGUAAUCAUCAUCAUCAUCACCACCACUACCACCACCACUAUCAUCAUCAUCAUAAUCAUCACCAUCAUCUUCAUCAUCAUUGCCAUCAUCACCAUUACCAUCAGUGAGAUUUGAGGAAACU
Molecule: messenger RNA, 1434 nt
Organism: Octopus bimaculoides (California two-spot octopus)
Lineage: Eukaryota; Metazoa; Mollusca; Cephalopoda; Octopoda; Octopodidae
Biological process (GO): protein K6-linked ubiquitination; signal transduction
Cellular component (GO): BRCA1-BARD1 complex; BRCA1-A complex
Molecular function (GO): ubiquitin-protein transferase activity; protein binding
Source: RefSeq, a predicted model, not a curated record